AUAAUAUAAAUCACUUCGGCUGCUAAUGCUCGAACAUUUUUUGACUUGUAACAAAUUUGCCAAUGCAGAUAUUAGAUAUAAAAUGCGUUCGCGAGCUGUUUUUUCUCUCUCUUUUGGAAAUGUCCUUGUGGGAAAGCAUGCUAUCAUGGCAGCUAUCUAUUUUUUCCUUUCUAAAUUCUACAUUUCCUGCGCUUUGUGCUUUUAAAGUGUAACACUUGAACAAUGGUCUUGCACAGCUGGUUAUCAAGUUCAGCCAAUGCAUUUCUAACUCCCGCAGAAUCUGAAUCAAUGUACUAUUUAUUUAUUUUUGUCGUUUAUUAGGCUAGUGUUCCGGAAGGCGUUUCUUUUGUUCGGUAGGAACAUGAGGACCUUUCAUUGUGCAUUUUAUUGUUAGCCUACUCAAAAAUACGUUGUCCAACCGGUUAAAGAGAUGCUGCUGUUCGUGUUCCUGGCUGCUUUGAGGCCUCUGGCUUGUGAUGCUGAGUCCUUUUCGGUUCUGGUUCCCCCCGACCCGAUCUCGGCCCGGGCGGGAAGCACGGUCACCCUGCCCUGCUGGCUGGCCCGUGCCAUCAGCGCCGAGCCCAUGGAGGUCCGCUGGCACCGGUCGCCGUCCUUCAGAAUAACAGCCCUUCACUACAUGGGGGGCCAGCUGCAGGACAGCUCCCAGGACCCCCGCUUCAGAGGGCGGGCGUCUUUUGGGUCGAGGGGCCCCGAGGCCGGAGGGCUGAAGGGGGGAGAUGUGUCUCUCAGGCUGGAGAACGUCACGCUGGAGGACGAGGGAGAGUUUCAGUGCUACGUGAGCAACAACCUGCACUACGAGGCAGGGCGCGUCAUUCUCAAUGUGAUGGUGACUGGCACACCUCCCGUGUUAUCCGUGCGCCAGGCUAACGACAGUCUCGUGAACGUCAGCUGUGCGUCGUCUGGCUGGCACCCCCGGCCCAUUCUUACCUGGUCUGACAGUCAGGGGAGGUCUGGCCUGUCCCCCGGUGGCCUGCUGUACGGUCCUGCAGAGCAGGGCGUGGUCUCGGUCUUCAGCUGGAUCCUCACCCCAGCCUCUGAUGCAGCCUGGAUGUCCUGCUCAGUGUUCCUCCCUGGGGAGGAAGGGAGAGAGGGAAGGGUGGCUUUGCUCACGUCAAGAGCUGACACACACACACACACACGUACACACACAGGUGAUCAGUCAGGUCAGUGGAAGGCGGCCUUCAUUGCAUUGCUCAUCCUUGGAUUGCUCGCCAUGGCCAUCGCCGCUUUUCUCUUCGUAAGAAAGAGAAGAACAGGUAGCAAAGAGUCAGUAGAGAUCCCAGAGAACGUUCCACUUCUACAAACAGACUCCGACACAUUGGUGUGUUUUUGUGCAGGUAUUGAUAAAGCAGCUAAGGAAAAAGUGGAUAUCACACUGGAUGAAGACACGGCUCAUCAACAUCUGAAGUUAACUCCGGAUGGGAAAAGAGUAAGAGAUUCAUUAGUGUCACAAAAAAGAGACCCCAGUAAAAACAGGUUCACUCACCACUUGUUUGUCCUGGGGAAAGAGGGCUUUACCUCAGGACGGGCUUACUGGCAGGUAGGGCUGUUGGACGAGAAGGUGGGGCUGAAAAUGUCCUGGUCUGUGGGUGUGGUCAGUGAGUCAGCUAAGAGGGAUUGUGAAGAUCUCACCCCUAGUGAAGGCUACUUGGUCUUCUCCUCAGAUAGAGACAAUGGACUCAGUGUGAACACCGUACCUGUAACCAGACUCUGUGAGAAACUGAGACCUAAAACUUUGGGAGUGUUUUUAGAUUAUGACAAUAAUAUGAUCUCCUUUUUCAAUGUUGAAGAGAAAAGCCAUAUUUUGACUGUCUGUGUUACAUUCCAUGAGAAGGUUUACCCACUCUUUGGUCCAGGAAUGGGUGAUGAUACACCACUAGUUAUUCCGCCUAUUCCUGAUGUGAAGCAAGAAUCAAACGUGAAUACUGCGGAAAAUUCAAAUGACAAGAUUCAAUCCAUAACCCCCACAACUGAUCCCACUUAAUCCUCAAAUUCUGACAAAGCUUCAGACCGCAGCACAAAACCCCCAAUAUACGACCAAGAAUAAAAUGUGAAUACUGCGGACAAUUCAAAUGACUCAACCCUGAAAUUGACAACUCAGGUCUUGAGACCACAGCCCAACACAGUUUACAACCCAAUAAAAUGUAAAUUUUGAAUAAAAGAACUGGGCAGCUGGAUCAUACCAUGAUUUUCAUACUAUUGGCAUUUGGCCUGUCACAAGAGACUUGCUUACUACACUUUAUUUUCUGUUAAAACCCAAAACUGGUUUAAACUGAGGUUUGUUCAGUAGUGAAGCUCAAAUAUCUCUUACUAUUUGUGGUACUUAUGUAGAUCUCACACCUUCUGUUAUUUGCAAUGUUUUUGGAGUGUCCAGGUGUGGCCCACUGGUGCGAGAGAGGUCUCUCCAACUUUUUCAGAUAUUCUUGAUGCGGGAACUUGUUUCCCCUAAAUAUCUGUUGAGAAAUGCAUUUAAAAAGUAUUUUGCUGUGCGCAAGAAAUUACUGUAAUUUUAUUUUCAUUAAAAGUUCUCCAGAAAAAUAAGAUUUUAUACAGACCCAAUGCAGUCACAGAAUAAAAGGUUUCCAAUUUUUUCUGUAGUAACAUGAUAGUAACAAGGCUUACCAACAAAUCAAAACAGAAAAAGUGUUCUGAAUAUCAUUAGUGAAAAUGAGUGAAUUUUCCAAAUUUGGAUUUGGACACUACUCGGGGACGACCACAAGCCAGGUUCUGUUAACUAAUGACAAAAUGUUCAGUGUAAAUACCAAAAGAAUUGAGACACGAUGAGAAACCUUUUAUUUUUGUCUGGAUCUUUGUUCACAUUACGCUGUACUCCCAUGCAUCUUAAGUGGCAUUUACAUCUAAAACAAAAAGUUAUCAAAAAAUGUUAAAAAAGAAUAAUUUUUACGAAUUGUAUGUAAUUUCAAAUUGAUUAUUGAAUAAUGACUGAAUAUUUGUUAAAUGUGUCGCACUACAUUCGAAUUGCAAAGCUCAACUAAUGAGGUCCAUUAGCGACAACUUUAUUCAAAUGUGUAACUGUUUUAUUGAACUUGUUCUGACUUGAGUAAUGUGCUGUAAUUUUGUGUUUUUGUGUCUUGUGCCAAGUGUGUUGCCUCGUUAUGCAGGUACAGCACAUUUUAAAAUGAUGCUGUACCUCUUAACUCUUUUUAUAAAUGUAAAAUAAAUACACUGCAUGGGAAAAAAUG
Messenger RNA from Anguilla rostrata (American eel), 3224 nucleotides. RefSeq names its product butyrophilin subfamily 1 member A1-like. Lineage: Eukaryota; Metazoa; Chordata; Actinopteri; Anguilliformes; Anguillidae. Gene Ontology annotation, biological process: regulation of cytokine production; T cell receptor signaling pathway. The coding region runs from base 431 to 2005 and encodes 524 amino acids. Gene Ontology annotation, cellular component: external side of plasma membrane. The transcript is spliced from 9 exons. Gene Ontology annotation, molecular function: signaling receptor binding. The record is from RefSeq and is a predicted model, not a curated record.